Meloidogyne enterolobii is the source of this 337-nucleotide messenger RNA. NCBI's taxonomy places the organism in Eukaryota, Metazoa, Nematoda, Chromadorea, Rhabditida, Meloidogynidae. The record is from the annotation of a GenBank genome assembly.
AUGUACGCACCUAAAGAACAGCUUGACAAAAUUGCAAUUGGAUUGGGUGUUAUAAAUAUUUCAAAAAAUGCUAGCGAUUUUUAUCUACUUCCAUUAGAAAAGUGCCAACAAGAAAAGACUAUGCCUAAUGUUGUUUUGAAUGUUGGGGAUUUACAAAACAAAAAAAUAAAUGUUGUGUUAAAACCAAAACAAUAUAUGGAGUUAUAUGAAGAAGAACAUGGAGAUGAGGUAUAGUGAUAGGAAGGGAUCAAAGAAAUCUCUUAGUGAAUGGAAGUCGAACGUCCCUUGGAGAGGAUUGAAAUGUAGAGUGGGUGGCCGUUCUAGGAUAGAAAAUACG